Molecule: messenger RNA, 1257 nt
Organism: Rotaria sordida
Lineage: Eukaryota; Metazoa; Rotifera; Eurotatoria; Philodinida; Philodinidae
Source: the annotation of a GenBank genome assembly
AUGGAAUUUGUGGAACGUGCCAUGCAGAAAAAUAAAGACAUCGUCGGUGUUCUUUUCAUCAUGACAAUUGAUCCAAAUACAAUAUCGGCGGCAACUACUCCAUUUGCACUUAUCGACGACUACAGUGCUAUUAAAACCGAAAAGGAAAUCCUCUUUUCAAUGCAUACUGUUUUUCGUGUCGAUGAUAUCAAACAAUCAGUUAGCAAUAGUCGUCUAUGGGAAGUUCAACUGAGUCUCACCGGCGAUAAUGAUCCACAAUUGGCUGCUCUUACCAAAACCAUACAAAAGGACCUCCGUGGAUCCACCGGAUGGCAUCGACUGGGACAUUUGAUGAUCGAAGUGGGCCACUACAAUCAAGCUGAAGAACUCUACAACGAAUUACUCAAGAAUGCUUCCAGUGACAGCGAUAGAGCACAUAUUUAUCACCAGCUUGGAUUCUUAAAAAACGAUAAAGGACAAUAUCAAGAAGCAGUUUCAUUUUAUGAAAAGUCACUCGAAAUCAAGAGAAAAACUCUUCCGGAAGAUCAUUCUUCAUUGGCUCCUACCUAUACUAACAUUGGUCUUGCGUAUAACAACAUGGGUGACUACUCGAAAGCACUUGAGUUUUACGAAAAAGCACUUCAAAUUAAAGGAAAAGCUCUGCCUCCGAAUCAUCCCGAUUUGGCUACUUCCUACAACAACAUCGGUCUAGUGUAUAACAACAUGGGUGACUACUCGAAAGCACUUGAAUUUUACGAAAAAUCACAUAAAAUCUACGAAAAAGCUCUGCCUCCGAAUCACCCUCAUUUGGCUACUUCCUACAACAACAUCGCUUCGGUGUAUGACGACAUGGGUGACUACUCGAAAGCACUUGAAUUUUACGAAAAAGCACUUAAAAUAAGAGAAAAAGCUCUGCCUCCGACUCAUCCCGAUUUGGCUAGUUCCUACAGCAACAUCGGCCUCGUGUAUAACAACAUGGGUGACUACUCGGAAGCACUUGAAUUUCACGAGAAAUCACAUAAAAUAAAAGAAAAAGCUCUGCCUCCGAAUCAUCCCGAUUUGGCUACUUCCUACAACAACACCGGUGGAGCGUAUAAAAACAUGGGUGACUACUCGAAAGCACUUGAAUUUUACGAAAAAGCACAUAAAAUAAAAGAAAAAGCUCUGCCUCCGAAUCAUCCCUCAUUGGCUACUUCCUACAACAACAUUGUUUUAGCAGUAUUAGACUUAGUUGUAUUUGAUAUUAUUGUUGAUAGUAUUCAACAUGAAGGUGAUUAA